AUCACACACCGGACCAUAUAUAAACAGGCUGCAAUGUUAGCAAGCCGAAUCAGUUGUCGUGAACUUGCUGUGCGAAUUUUACUUAGACCCAAGAAGUUGCCAAGAUGAAAUUUCUCGUUUUAUUGGCCGUGAUUGGUGUUGCCGCUGCAACUUACACCAUUAAAACCCACGACGAUUUGAUCAAAACCCGUGGUCUUUGCGUCAAGGAGUUAAAUGUUCCCGACAACUAUGUGGAGAAGUUCAAGAAAUGGGACUUCCAGGACGACGAGACGACCCGGUGCUACAUUAAGUGUGUCCUCAACAAGAUGGAAUUGUUCGAUACUGCCAAUGGAUUCAACGUUGAAAACUUGGUAGAGCAACUUGGCCAAAAUAAGGAUAAGACCGAAGUCCGCACAGAAGUUACUAAGUGCAGUGACAAGAAUGAACAAAAGUCUGACGAUUGCACUUGGGCCUACCGUGGAUUUAAGUGUUUCCUUUCCAAGCAUUUACAAUUGGUUCAAAGCAGUGUAAAGUCCUAAAGAGAUCAUGUUGAAUAAUAUUCGGUGAUAUUCAAGGAGAAGAACAUGUGAAAUAUAAAAGUUUUCAAAUUUACAGAUUUAUCGUUUUUACUCGCUGAAUCCUGGAACACUGGUGAUCCUCAUAAUCUUUGCAUUACUACCGACACAAACUACAAUAAAGCCAUUGCAGAUCGUUCUAAAACACUCAAAACUCUUAAAAACUAGUUUGGAGCGGAUCACCAAAAUUCUAAAAGAAGCGCUUCCCAAAAUUAAGUUUUCUUCAGAGUGAAUGGGUUGCGUGAGGGUAAUUUCUUCUUCUUUUCAUCCCGACAGUUCCUGCAAAAUGAUGCGCUUGCGAAAACAAUAUAAACCAUAUGAAUAAA
This is a messenger RNA of Hermetia illucens (black soldier fly), 880 nucleotides long. RefSeq names its product general odorant-binding protein 99a-like. The record is from RefSeq and is a predicted model, not a curated record. The coding region runs from base 105 to 518 and encodes 137 amino acids. Gene Ontology annotation, molecular function: odorant binding. The transcript is spliced from 2 exons. Lineage: Eukaryota; Metazoa; Arthropoda; Insecta; Diptera; Stratiomyidae. Gene Ontology annotation, biological process: sensory perception of smell.